Molecule: messenger RNA, 1474 nt
Organism: Monodelphis domestica (gray short-tailed opossum)
Lineage: Eukaryota; Metazoa; Chordata; Mammalia; Didelphimorphia; Didelphidae
Source: RefSeq, a predicted model, not a curated record
AAGUUUCAACACAUUCUAGCUUACUCCAAGAAGUUACCAGAUCGGCCGCCGCCACCGCCACCGCCCCGCCGCCCCCGCCAUCGCCGCCGCCACCGUCAACGCCGCCUGCCUGAGCUCCCGCUCCCGCUCCCUGCCCGCUGGCCCUCCUGCCUGCCUGCCGGCCGACCCGUCGGUUUCUGGUGUAGAAACUAAACUGCCUGAGUCCUAGAACGCGCGGCUCGCGGAACAGUUCGCCCGGAGCGGAGGGCCUCGAGAACUGACUGAGCUAUGGCCGCCAUCCGAAAAAAGUUGGUUGUAGUUGGUGAUGGUGCAUGUGGGAAGACGUGCUUGCUGAUUGUAUUUGGCAAAGACCAGUUCCCUGGAGUUUAUAUGCCCACAGUGUUUGAAAAUUAUGUAGCAGACAUUGAAGUGGAUGGAAAACAGGUAGAGUUGGCUUUGUGGGACACUGCUGGUCAAGAGGAUUAUGAUCGCCUUAGACCGCUUUCCUACCCAGACACUGAUGUUAUACUCAUGUGUUUUUCCAUCGAUAGUCCUGGUAGUUUAGUAAACAUCCUAACGAAGUGGGCCCCAGAGGUAAAGAAUUUCUGUCCCAACGUGCCCGUUAUCCUGGUUGGGAACAAGAAGGAUCUUCGAAAUGAUCAGCACACGAAAGAGGAGCUGGCCAAGAAGAAGCAGGAGCCAGUGAAAACUGAAGAAGGCAGAGAUAUGGCAAAUCAGAUUGGCGCAAUUGGGUAUAUAGAGUGUUCAGCAAAGACCAAAGACGGCGUGAGGCAGGUUUUUGAAAUGGCCACAAGGGCGGCUUUGCAAGUCAGACGUAAAAGUAAAAGAUCCGGGUGCCUUGUCUUAUAAACACAGUGGAAGCCCAGCACACACUUGGUUCAUUUUUGAAGUGCUGUUUUAUUAAUCUUAUUGUAUUAUUACUGGCCUUUUUCAUUUAUCUAUAAUUUACUUUAAAAGAUAUACAAAUGAGAAAUCAUCUUGUUACCAGUAUUUAGAAGCCAACCAUUAUUGUUUAAUGACAAUCUCUGUCCAACAGAUCUGUGUGCACCAGUGUCCCUCUGACAUUACUCUUAAUAACCUUCCUUAUUCUUCCAACUAGCACAUCUGGCACUAAUUCAUGGGAAUUCUUAACUUCUUGCUUCUUUCUAAGGUGGUAACUUUUGUGAAUUGGGCUUUAACUACUUUUAUACCUAACAUGUCCUGUUGCUAUCAGCUGCAGGGCCAUCUGGGGAAUAAAUAAGGGAGUCACUUCAGGGCAGGACCUCUUAUAAGGCUUUUAUUGGUAUAGCUCUGGGGUAUAUCAUUCAAUUGUUUGAAAAUGGGACCAGCCAGAGACAGCAAGUCCCCCAUGCAGCUAUGGCAAACCUACAGUUCUGUGGUUUCAUGUUAGCUAUCUUAGGGUUACUGUAUAACUAGUACCACUUACUGUAUGUGACCAAAAAAUAAAUAUAUCUACCCCAGCUUAGACAUAGAA